Pneumocystis carinii B80 is the source of this 408-nucleotide messenger RNA. RefSeq lists its product as hypothetical. Gene Ontology annotation, cellular component: cytosolic large ribosomal subunit; ribosome. Lineage: Eukaryota; Fungi; Ascomycota; Pneumocystomycetes; Pneumocystales; Pneumocystaceae. Gene Ontology annotation, biological process: ribosomal large subunit biogenesis; translation. The record is from RefSeq and is a predicted model, not a curated record. The transcript is spliced from 4 exons. The coding region runs from base 1 to 408 and encodes 135 amino acids. Gene Ontology annotation, molecular function: structural constituent of ribosome; RNA binding.
AUGUUAAAUCGACCAUUAUUUAAGAAUAAUGUUGAAAUUGGAAGAGUUGUUUUAUUUAUAGAUGGAAAAUAUAAGGGAAAUGCGGCGGUUAUAGUUGAAGUAUUAAAUCGUCGUAAUGUUAUUGUUGAUGGACCUAAAACAAAUGUACCUCGUCAUGUUGCAUCUCUUAACAAUCUAAUUUUUUCAUCUAUUGUAAUUCAAUCAUUAUCUCAUGGGGCUCGUACGGGUAUUGUUGCGAAACGAUGGGAUUCGCAGGAUAUAUCAACUAAAUGGAAUGCUACAAGAUUAGUUAAAAAAUUAGAAGCACGACGUCGACGAUCUGAAUUGAAUGAUUUUGAACGAUUUCAGGUAAUUCUUCUAAAGAAACAGCGACGUCGUGAAGUUACAAGAGCUCUUGUUUCAAAUUAA